This is a messenger RNA of Cygnus olor (mute swan), 1405 nucleotides long. It is a transcript of the gene ABHD1, whose product is annotated as abhydrolase domain containing 1. Gene Ontology annotation, molecular function: monoacylglycerol lipase activity; acetylesterase activity. Gene Ontology annotation, biological process: medium-chain fatty acid biosynthetic process; medium-chain fatty acid catabolic process. The record is from RefSeq and is a predicted model, not a curated record. Lineage: Eukaryota; Metazoa; Chordata; Aves; Anseriformes; Anatidae.
AUGCCCGCCGGAGCCACGCGCGCCCGGCUCGGGGCGGGGCCAAGGCGAGCAGGGGCGGGGCCAGAGGGCGGGGCCGUGUCGGGGCGGGGCCUCAGUCGCGGCGGGCGGGGCGCCGGUGGUGGGCGUGGUCGGCGCGGGCGGGGCCGAGCGGGCGGGGCCGCGGUUCCCGGCGGGCCGCGAUGUCGGCGGAGGAGCCGCCCGGUGCCGCCGCCCCCCCCCCCGCUGCUGCUGGCGGCCGCCGCCGCGGCGCUGCUCGGCCUCUGCUGGGCGGGGGCGCCGAAGCGCCCCGUGCUGGCCGGCGGCCCGCGGCUCGUCGCCUUCCUGCGGCGGCGCUGCCCGGCGGUGCGGGCCCCGUUCCGCCCCACGGCCUGGUGCCCCGAGGGCCGCCUGCAGACCGUGCUCCGCGCCCUGCUGCAGUCCUGCCCGACCGUCCGCUACCGCAGCGAGUCCGUCCGCACGCCCGACGGCGGGCAGCUCGUCCUCGACUGGGCCGACGGCCGCGCCCUGCCCGCCGCCCGCCCCACCGUGCUGCUGCUGCCGGGGCUGGCGGGCAGCAGCCAGGCCAGCUACGUGCUGCACAUGGUGCACGGGGCCGCCCGCGCCGGGUACAGGGCCGUCGUGCUCAACAACCGGGGCUGCCGGGGCGAGGAGCUGCUGACCCCCCGGACCUUCUGCGCCAGCAACACGGAGGACCUGGAGACGGCCGUCCGCCACAUCAGGGGCCGGUACCCGCACGCCCCGCUGCUGGCUGCCGGCGUCUCCCUGGGCGGGAUGCAGCUCCUGAACUACCUGGCACGGAAGGGCCGGGCAGCGGGGCUGGUGGCGGCCAUGGCCGUGUCCCCCUGCUGGGACCCCCUGGAGUCGACAGUGUCGCUGGAGCAGCCGCUCAACGCCCUGCUCUUCAACCGCCGCCUGGCCGCCAGCCUCUGCCAGCUCAUCCGCAGGCACCGGGCGGUGAUCGGGGACAAGGUGGACAUGGAGCACAUCCUGCAGGCUCGCACCAUCCGGGAGUUCGACGAGCGCUACACGGCGCCUGCCUUCGGCUACAGCAGCUGCAGCGAGUACUACCGGGCCGCCAGCCCCGCGCGCCGGCUGCACCGCAUCCGCGUGCCCCUGCUCUGCCUCAACGCCUCCGACGACCCCUUCUCCCCCCUGCACGCCAUCCCGGUGGAGGCCGCCUGGCGCCUGCCCCACGUGGCGCUGCUGGUCACGGCCCACGGCGGCCACAUCGGCUUCCUGGAGGGCCUCUUCCCCCGCCACGGCACCUACAUGGACCACGUCUUCACCCAGUUCAUCACCGCCGUCUUCGAGCACGGCAAGGAGCUCCAGCAGCUAGAGGAGGGUGGGGAUGGGGCUGCGGAGCAGGACGGCGCCUGACACCCCCAAUAAACCCACUCGCGCUGCA